Messenger RNA from Salvia miltiorrhiza (redroot sage), 1073 nucleotides. RefSeq lists its product as uncharacterized. The record is from RefSeq and is a predicted model, not a curated record. Lineage: Eukaryota; Viridiplantae; Streptophyta; Magnoliopsida; Lamiales; Lamiaceae. The annotation marks the transcript as partial. The transcript has a single exon.
AGAAGUGCGAGAGGUGUGAGGCAAAACAAGAGAGAGUUUGGUGAGUGCAUUUGAGAGAAGAAAAUUGUGAGGAAAAAUCAUAGGAUUUUUCAUCUCUCUUAAAAUAGUAGCUCAGUCCUCUUGUGUUUUCCAAGUUAUUAAACUUGAGAUUUGUGUUUCCCCUAUUUUGUGUAGGGAGAAUUUUGUAAGCCUACUAUAUACAUAGUGGAAGAUUUCUAGACUACGGUCUCGUGGUUUUUCCCAAUUUGGGUUUUCCACGUAAAAAUUCUUGUCUCAUAUUUUCUUAUAUUUUGCACCAAAUAUUUUUCUUGGUUUGGAUCCCAUUUUCUAAUCCAGCAAGAGGGAAAAGAAUUAUCCUGGUUCCGCUGUGCAAGUGUCAUUUAUUUGGACACUCGUGAAUAUUUAUUCACCACUUUUCCCAACAAGUGGUAUCAGAGCCACUUUGGUUCUGAGGCGGAUUAAAAAUGGAGGAAUCGUCGUCGCUUGGUGGUAUGUUCAAAUUGAACGGAUCAAAUUACUCAAUUUGGAAGCCGAGCAUGUUGGAUCUUCUCUAUUGUAAGGAUCUCUAUUUACCCUUACAUGGAGAUGAUGCCAAACCAAAGGAUAUGAGUGAUGAUGAAUGGCUCAUCAUGCACAGGAAAAUAGUUGGUUACGUCCGGCGCUUCAUUGAACACAGUAUUUUUCAUCAUUUUGCUAAUGAGGAAAAAGCUGACGUUCUUUGGAAGAAAAUGGAAGCUAUGUUUGAAAGAAAAAAUGCUUUAAACAAAGCUUCCAUCAUCAGAAAAAUCGUUCGCUUGCGAUAUGCGGAGGGUGCCAACAUGACGGAGCACCUCAAUGCAUACCAGGGUCUUAUCAACCAAUCCACCAACAUGAAGAUUUCUCUUGAUGAUGAAGUCGUAGCUUUAUUGCUACUCAGUUCGUUGCCGGACAGUUGGGACACUCUUGUAGUGUCAAUCAGCAACUCGGCUCCAGGUGGAGCACUGACCUUGCAGAUGGUCAAAGAUUGUCUUCUUAAUGAAGAAUCCAGAAGAAAAGAUCAAGAACGUUCUUCUGAGACAAAGGCGAUGAUUGCC